CUGCUCGCUCCCGCGUGUCUGAAGUGACUCCGUGUCCCCAAGCCACUGCCUCGCCACUGCUCACACAGCUGGUCCCCCAGCCAGCACCUCUGGUGCCCAGUCUGGCCACAACCACGCGUGACACAUCCCCUGUGUCACCCUGGCCAUGCCCUUGGCAGGACACAUCCCAUGCCCACCCCUCCGUGUCCCGUUCUGGGUGGGUGUCCCACGUGCGGGGGUGUCCCCUAUCCGUCCGUCUGUCCCUUACGGGAACCCCUGGCCCUGUCCCUGCCCUGCCCGCACCCCGCACACGAGGAGGCACCAACCCCGGCGAGGCAGAGCUAUUUUUACCAACCGCUUCUGCUUGAUUUGAGCUGCGAACUCGGAACGUGUUUAUGCUAAAGGGCUUUCUUUUCCCUUCUCCCUUUGUGCUGAGGAGGCAGCGCCGCACAUCAAAGCCUGUCUCUUCGCGUUUGCUGAUGCCGGAGCCGAGCUGGGAGAGGCCGGCACUUCCACGGGGACACUCGUGUCCUCGGGGGCCGCGGUGGCGUGGCCGGUUCUGACGCACCUCUCUUUGUCCCCGCAGGUCCGGGAGCCACGGGCGGCACGGCGGGAUGAUGGGCCGCGGGCACCGGUGGGGAGCCGCGGUACCGGGCACGGCUGUCGGGGCGGCGUGCCGGGGGCUGUAGGGGCGGGCGGCGGGCAGCAUGCCCGGAGACCCCUCGCCCACAUCCCACCAACUAUCCCCGGUCCGUGGCGGCUCGGGAUGAGGCUGCCCGCCGCCCCAACCGCCCAAGGCUCCGGCCGCCGGUGCUCGGCCCCCCUCGCCCCGCCGCAGCACCAUGGUCAGCCGUGAGCCCGUGCCCGGUCCGGCCCCCGGGGGCGAGGGCAGCCAGGAGAAAGCCAUGACGGUGCGCUCGGUGCUGCUCAACCGCGACUCGCCCGACAUCGAGAGCCGCCUCAAGCGCCGCCGCAACCGCACGCAGCAGGUCCGCUUCAAGGACCUGGUGGAUGCCGGCACCCCACCCGAGUCCGCGACCGGCCCCGGUCACAACACCCUACGUGCCUCUCCGCCCCCCAGGGACCCCCCUGAGCCGGCGGCUCUCCGUGCCUCCCGGCGCAGCUGGCCCCAGGCGCAGCCGGGCUCGCUGACGCUGCCCAUGCCCAGGAAGAUGUGCAUGAGCGCCGCCAUCCAGACCUCGCCCAGCCUCCAAAAACCCUUCCCGGCCCCCCAGCCCCGCAGCAAGAGCGUCUGCGAUGUGGCGGAGGAUGCGCUACUACCACCGGCCGUGCUGCCCACGCGGGUUCCCGGUGAUCUCCCCACCCGCGAUGGCCCCGCGGUGCUCGCCCAGCACGCCAAGGUGCGGCGCACACCUCCGCCGCCACCACCCAGGGACCCCCCUCCCCCUUACCGGGGCUGCCCCGCUGCCCGCUGCGCCCCUCCGCUGCCAAGCUGCACCCCCGAGCCCUGCCCGCCACCCCCGGUCCGUGCCCAGCUCCGUGCCCAGCUCCGUGGGAACCCUCGGGGUGACCACGGUGUCACCCCCCGCCCCGCCUCCGUGCCCUGCGGCCAGCCCCGGCCACCCGGUGAGCAGCAGGGGCUCGGUCGGAGCGGCUCGGAGAGGACCCUGCCCCACGGCCAGGACACGCAGGGACUCCUCAGGGGACAGCCAGCUCAGGGCAACCCCACGCGGGACCCCACGCCACUCCAGCACCAGCUCUGUGCCACGUUCCGUGGGGGACCCUGCUGUGCCCCACCAGCUCCGGGCUGGCACGGCUGGGCAGGACCCACGGAGCCGCUGGUCACAGCCCCACAGGACACCGGCGUGGGGACAGCAGAGACCCCCCGGCACGGACAGCCCCACAGAGCCACCCAGGAGACGGACACGCCACACCGCGUCCAGGACCUUCUGCAGCUGGUGGUGGUGGCCAAGGGGCCGGUGGGAGCACCGGCGAGGGAUGAGGACGGCCGGACAUCUCAGGGAGAGCCCCCCCGAGGGCCCGGGGAGCAGGGGGACCUGCAUUCCCAGCUGCAGUCCCUGGAAGGGGUGCUGGAGACCAGCCAGCAAACCAUCCGGGUGCUGCUGGAUGUCAUCCAGGACCUGGAGAAGAAGGAGGCGCAGCGGGAUGGGCGACACUCGUACCGGACCGGGCAGGACAUCGCCAACUGCGGGACGUGCCGGGACUGUGCCUGCAUCAUCUACAGCGUGGAGCACGAUUUCCGACAGCAGGAGGGUCGCUUCCAGCGGGUGCUGAGCCACAUCGAGGGUGACACGGGGCCGAGCUCCCCCCCAGCGGCUCUGGGGGCGGCUCUGGGGGCGGCGGGGACCCCCUCACCCCCCCAGCAGGAACCCUCACCCGUGCCGAGGCUGCCGGCAAAGCUGGACGUGAAGAAAUCCCGCCGCAAAUGCUUCUGGUUCCUGUGAGCCCGGGGGGCACCGUGCCAGCGCUGCCCCCCUGCCCACCUCCCCUCCCUCCACGGUGGGGUUUGGGCAGCACCAGCGUUUCUAUUUUCAACCAUUCCGCUGAAGGCCGGGGAGAUCGGGGGUGGGAAGGGCGAGGGAGCAGCGCUGGAGUGAAGGAGAAUUCAAUAAAUUCCCAGGAGACGCUAUUUUUGUUAA
Molecule: messenger RNA, 2600 nt
Organism: Taeniopygia guttata (zebra finch)
Lineage: Eukaryota; Metazoa; Chordata; Aves; Passeriformes; Estrildidae
Source: RefSeq, a predicted model, not a curated record